GAUCAGUAUACCAGAGUGUAGCUCAGGCAAUGGUGAAAGUAUUUUAGAAGAACUUAUAAGUUUUGGUAAAACAGAUGAAUUUUAGCAGUCAUUGUUAUCUAGAUUUAAAUGAGACAAACUGGAACAGCAGAGACUUGAGGGGAGGGACUGGAAAAUCAGGAGACAAACUUGAAGGAGCCCCAUCACAGGGAGGAGGAGUUCAGCCUUGGGUUAAAAGAAUAGAUCAUCUGCACCACACAAGCAACAACAUCUGUAUAAGACAGAUGCAAUCAUGUUUCAAGGUCACAGUAUGGCUGCACAGAUAAGUCUUGCUAGACAUGAUGGACUGAGUACUAAAGAACUAGAGAGGAGGAUCAGGCUCCCUCAGGAUUUGAUUAACUUUAUUAAAGCCAGCAAUGCCAUAUGUAAGUACCAGAACCUCUUUCAACAACAGUUCAGGAAUCCUGUGUUCAUACAGGUUGGGUUGGACUUUGCCCUCUUUAGUAUGUACCCUCAUGACCUUGAUGAAGCUCAGGCAGCAGUAGUGGGGGAUCUGAGUGUGGAAAUUGAGAAGCUCCAAGGUGCUGCUGCCAUCCCUCCAGAUAUAGACAGAAUAAAAGAAACCCUCACACAAGCCAAGAAAGAUCUAAACCGCAGUGAGCUCAGGGUGGACUUUAGCUUCAUCCCUUGCCAAGGUGCAGCCACAGUGGCCAAAGUACGUCUAUUGGGCUACACUGAAACCGUGAAGAAGCUCAGAGAUGUUCUUCAGGAUUACCUGGUGAAUCAGGUUUCUACUAAAGAAGUGCUGAACCUGCAACAUCCUGAAAUGGUUGACUGCUUUGAAAAAAUACAAGAACUGAUCAAGUUUAAGCAAACAAAAGCUAAUGUUAAACCUUCCCAUCUUCCAAACCCAUGUGUUGUUAUCUCUGGUCCCCGGCGCCAUGUUCAGGAGGCCCAUAAGGCUCUUAGGUCUGGGCUAGCAAGUCUGAUAUUAGAAAAGUGGAUUUUAGAUGGCCCGGGAGCUCUGCAGUACUUCCAGGCAGACGGUAAAGUGAGCAAGGAGCUGGUUGAGAGUUCCAGUCAGGUUCUUAUCAAGGAACGGCAAGUGUCAGCUCCAAGACGAUAUAUUUAUCAAACCAGUAGCUUCCUUCCUCUUCCUAAAAAAACAACCAGUCUUCAGUCCUCCUUCCUCUUUGUGGGUCUUCAAAGAAAAAAUGUUGAUGAGGCCAUAACAAAAAUGAAGAAUCUGUACCAAGCUCACAGCUCAACAAAAACCUUCCUUCCUCAAGAACUGGAAGACCUCACCCAGAAUGACAUAAAGAGUUUGAUGGACCUAGUAGAGACUCAGGGUUUGUAUGUACAGAACGACCGCAAUGGCUUGACAGUGAGUGGGAUGAAGGCUGGGGUCAACCAGGUGGAGCAAAUGCUCCGAACCAUCACUCCCCUUAGGAAAGAAAUGAGAGUCAAAGAAGAGGACAACCUGUACUGUCGUGUAGCCUGGUGUAUUCUGGGACAAAAUGGAGAAUGGGAGAGACUCCCGAAAUCGGCCAAUUUUAAUCUGGAAAAACCUAACAUCACAAAAGGUAUAGUAGAUGCACAGGGGUCUACAUGGAGUGUGAAUCUACAAAGGAUGGAGGCUAUAGGUAAUAUAACUGGACAGGUGGCCAAGCUGAAACGACUUGAGAAUUUGCCAGAUUUUACUUUUCCCCUGUACUGGGACAAUAUGUCUAGUAAUGAAAACUUAAAAGAAGUGCUGGUGGAUCGGUUCUCUGCAGAGUACCAAACUGUCCAGCAGGACUUCAACAAAACAGCCAACAACAAAACCAUUCUCAAGAUUGAGCGCUUGCAAAACAUUCAUCUCCGCCGUGCAUAUGAAAUGCAGAAGAAACACAUGUCGGAAAAGAACAAAAAUGAAGGUGGAGCAGGUGAAAGGCUUCUGUACCACGGGACAGACCCGGAAAGUCUCCAAUCGAUCAAAACCAAGGGGUUCAACAGAAGCUUUGCUGGGAGACAUGGUAAUGAUCAUUUGUUUAACUUAGGGUGUUCAAUUAGCCUGUCAUUAAAAUAGGAGUGUAUAGUUUUAUAGACUAGUCAAGCUUAAUUUUUACACUAUUUAUACAUUUACAGACACACGAAAAUCUAUUUUCUGUUCUACAUCAACCGG
Molecule: messenger RNA, 2143 nt
Organism: Cyprinodon variegatus (sheepshead minnow)
Lineage: Eukaryota; Metazoa; Chordata; Actinopteri; Cyprinodontiformes; Cyprinodontidae
Product: poly [ADP-ribose] polymerase 14-like
Exons: 5
Coding region: 272-2047 (591 amino acids)
Biological process (GO): negative regulation of gene expression
Cellular component (GO): cytoplasm; nucleus
Molecular function (GO): NAD+ poly-ADP-ribosyltransferase activity; transcription corepressor activity
Source: RefSeq, a predicted model, not a curated record